AUGAAAAGUAAAGAAGAGGACAAGUGGAGGAAUAGGAGGACAAAUGCGAAUGGUGUAUGCGGUUACUUGGUGAUGAAAUAUUUUGAGACAAUAGACAAUAAGAAUCACGAAAGACAUGGAACAUUAAAAAUUUAUCAUGGAAGCCAGCUGUUGCCUUGUACAAACAAAACAAUUACUCUUUCAUGGUCACCACUACCUCUCCCGUGUGUCUUCACUUUUCUAUUUCUUCAUGUAAUCCCACAGAUGUGA
Molecule: messenger RNA, 249 nt
Organism: Caenorhabditis elegans
Lineage: Eukaryota; Metazoa; Nematoda; Chromadorea; Rhabditida; Rhabditidae
Gene: ZK783.7
Exons: 2
Coding region: 1-249 (82 amino acids)
Source: RefSeq, marked reviewed